AUGGCGCGGCAGCGCACAGUCCUCGCCCUGGCUAUGGCCUUGGCAGCUCUCUGCUAUUCGGUGGGCUUUGUGGGCCAGGGCAUGCAGCCCACGGGGCGCGUCCCACAGACCGCCGCACGUGCAGAGGCCAAGAAGGCACCCAAGAAGAAAGCCAAGGGACCCUGGGUGGGCCCGAAGAAGGGCUCCUGGGUGAAGAUUUUGCGACCAGAGUCUUACUGGUUCCAGCAGCGUGGUCAGGUUGUGAACGUGAAUCAAAAGCCCGAAGUGAAGUACCCGGUGACAGUGAAGUUUGACUCGGUGAACUAUGCCAACGUCAAUACAAACGGCUAUGCGCUCUGGGAGGUGAUCGAAGCUCCGGCUCCUGGCCCGGGAGAGGCGACUUUCUGUGGCGGUGGCUUCAUGGGGCAACGGAUUACCAGCCCUUCCGGGACCUCCAUGGGCCAAGCGACUCCCAUGCAGUACGGUGUCGUCAACGGGCCUGUGGGCUCUGACCGCCGAAGCUCCAGCGAGAGCGGCAACACCGCAUCCUUCACGGAAACCUCGGGCCGCCGAUUUUCACCAUCUUCACCGAACGGCCAUGUUGCCAGAAAGCCUACAGACAGUGCGGAAGGUGGAUUCGUCUUCUCCAUGUACGAAGAAAACGACCUGAUCUCCCCUCAGGUUUCUCGCAUCCAUGGGCGGACAAUUCCGGAGGAAAAGCAAAGCAGUUUUGACUUGGAUGGUGGCAAGGUCAGGAAUGGAAGCAAGGAAGCCACUUGGGAACCAGGAUCUGCACAGUCACAGACCUUGCCGGGAGGAAGGCGCAUCUCCGAGGAUCCCGUGGCACCGCUGCCGCCUGCAGCAUCAAAGGCUAGCAAGCGACCGCAGACCAUUCGGAAGUCUCCACUUCUUUGGACAGAGGACGAGCUGGCAGCGUUCAUGGGAUGUUUGGGUCUCAGCACAGACAUCUGCCAGCGCGUCAUGGGCCGCAAAAUCAAGGGCGCCUCUCAGCUGCUCAGCAUGACAGAUGCACAGCUGCGGAAGUACUUGGGACUGGUGACGCCGGUAGAACGCCUGGUCGUCCGCCAUGCGCUCAAACGUCUUCUAGAUGCUGCCCGGUGGGAGAACAACGUGUGCGGUCACAAGGGCAUGGACAUCCUCAGUGAUUCUGUCCUCAGUCAUUACAUUGUACCGAAAGAGGAGCUGACACUAGUUUCGAGGAUCUCGCAGGGUGGCUACGGAACAGUCUACCGUGGUGUUCUGGAACCCAAAGUGGACCGGGCUGGCGGCACCUUUCAGGCACGACGAACACAUCUCGUGGCAGUCAAGGACAUGAAGGGAGAGCGUCGGGUCCAGCUGUACGAGCUAUUGAAAGAGGCCUGCGUCAUGGCGUCCUUGAGCCAUCCCAACAUUUGCACGUUUGUGGGUGUCAGUAUGGACCCGGAGAAGAAGAGACACUACAUCAUUUCUGAGCUAAUGGAUUGUUCGCUUUUCGACAUGAUUCACCAGCCGUACAAACUGCGCUGGCAUGGAGAGUUGACCGUGGCGCUGUCCCUGAGCCUGGGGACGGGCAUCAUCUCAGGAAUCUGUUACAUCCAUCAGAAGAACCUUGUCCACGCUGACCUGAAGUCCUCCAACAUUCUGAUUGAUUAUACCUCGUCCUCGCGGCACCCAGUUCCUCGCAUCUGCGACUUCGGCCAUGCAGCAGUGCGGUGCCACCCGUCGCCGCACCACCGUUGCGGCACGCCCCACUGGGCCAGCCCCGAGGUGCUGCGCGGGGAGGCGCUCGGCCCGGCUGCAGAUAUCUACUCCUUCGGGGUGAUGCUGUGGGAGAUGCUGACACAAAAGCUUCCACACAAGGACAUGAGCUUUGGCCAGGUCUUGGCGUCGGUAGGUUGGGCUGGCAGCACGCCGGAUAUGGCUCAGCUACCAGAGCUUCCGAAGGAGGUAAAUCGGAUCAUCAAGGAGACUCGGGAGGAUCACAACACCGAGAAAUACUCAGAGAAAGGGCCGGUUGAAGCAUAG
Symbiodinium necroappetens is the source of this 2004-nucleotide messenger RNA. NCBI's taxonomy places the organism in Eukaryota, Dinophyceae, Suessiales, Symbiodiniaceae. The record is from the annotation of a GenBank genome assembly.